Molecule: messenger RNA, 612 nt
Organism: Penicillium soppii
Lineage: Eukaryota; Fungi; Ascomycota; Eurotiomycetes; Eurotiales; Aspergillaceae
Product: lumazine synthase RIB4
Exons: 3
Coding region: 1-612 (203 amino acids)
Biological process (GO): riboflavin biosynthetic process
Cellular component (GO): riboflavin synthase complex; intracellular anatomical structure; mitochondrial intermembrane space
Molecular function (GO): 6,7-dimethyl-8-ribityllumazine synthase activity
Source: RefSeq, a predicted model, not a curated record
AUGACACCUAUCAAAGGUCCCGGAGCUGCCCAGACCCACGACGGUUCUGGACUCCGCGUGGCUAUUGUCCAUGCCAGAUGGAAUGAUGCCAUCAUCAAGGAGCUCGUGUCUGGUGCCAAGAAGAACUUGCUCGCCGCUGGCGUGACCGAGGACAACAUCACUGUCCAGACAGUUCCCGGCAGCUACGAACUACCCCUUGCAGUGCAGCGUAUCUACGCCGCCUCCCAACUCCAGGCCAACUCAGCCGGUGAGGGCAUCAGCGCUACUGACUUGCUGUCUUCCCCCACUACCGAAACCUCCGGAUCUGCCGCACCUGGAACCCCCAAGAAGCCCUUUGAUGCCAUAAUUGCCAUUGGUGUUCUCAUCAAGGGUGCUACAAUGCAUUUCGAAUACAUCGCCGACGCUGUCAGCCACGGAUUGAUGCGGGUUCAGCUUGACUCCGGUGUUCCCGUGAUCUUCGGAUUGCUGACCGUUCUGACCGAGGAACAAGGCAAAGAACGCGCAGGGAUGGUUGAGGGUUCUGGUGUACACAACCAUGGCGAAGAUUGGGGAAGCGCCGCUGUGGAAUUGGGUGUCAGACGAAGGGAGUGGGCUGAGGGCAAGAUCCUGUAA